AUGGAUGAUAAAUUACUCGAUUUCUAUAGCGAUCACAUGCCUUCAAACGUGAUUCAAAAGCUCAAUCAAUGCCUAGAAAAUGCAGAUACCAUGCGGCAAGACAUUUUUUAUCGAGAAAGAACGAUUAAUUUGUUACCUUUGCUUGCGAUGACGACUUAUCCAUCCGGAGUCAUCCCAGACAAAUCACAAAUUUUAAAAUAUAUUAUGUGUCCCGAAAUUCUAUCAACAAGAGACGUAACACCGCAAUUCAUUCAACAUUCUUCGCUUUUUGUCAAUUUUAUUUACACGAAACCUGAAUUAUUCGCAAAAGUAGUCGUUGAUAGGUACGGGCAGCAAGACUUUCAUUUCGUAAUUUACUCAGUUGUACCUGCAUUUUUCGGAUUUUUCGUAACUCUUGAACACGUUGAAGCAUCUCUCGUUUUUUAUCAAGAAGUAAUAAAUAUAGCACCAGCCAAUAUCGCUUCUGUCAUCGUACAGCCAUUAUUUUGCUCAAUGAGCACUUUCGUUUAUAUUGAAGCUGUUAUGACGGAUUUUGGUGCUAAAUUCGGCGUAGAUCCCAAAAUAGAUGAUACUCGUCGCAGAAAAGAUUUGAUAAAACAAUUUUCUAUCGAAUUAUUACAAUUAAUUCGCCAAAAAAUUCAUUUAAUUCCACGACAGAUCCUUGCUAUCUUCCAAUUUACAGUCCAGUCGAAAUGGACAUUACGAGAACUGAUCAGCCUGUUCUUCAAUCACUUCUUUUCCCACUUAUCUUUGGCUUGGGUUGCUUCAUCUCCUUAUUCCCAUCGAGUACCUGUUUUUCAGCAGGUACUAACCGAAGCAACUCAAAAUGUCAAACUUGUUCGUGACAUAUUUAAAAGUUUUCUCGAAGUUGAGUCGAAAUACGAAAUUCCACAAGGAUAUAAGUCAUUUAACCUCGAAUAUACUCAAUUAUUCAUAUCCAUUGCAGACAUCAUAGUCGCAGCCAUCUGUUUCGCGGCUUCAAACAAGUUGCCGAGCUCAUUAACAGAUGUCAAUUACGAAAUCUUUCCUUUGGAGAAAAGAUUCUGUCCGUACACCAUAAAAAUAUACAGGAAAAAUUUACGACAGCCUGCCAAGCCAAACUUCAUCGAUCGCCCGCUCAUUUUUACGAAUUUUACAAAAAUCGACGUCGAAAGUAACAUUAUCUACGACAGAAUAUACAGAAAAUUAUCUUCCGAGAAACUACUUAGCGAUAGAACCACAUACGAGUUCCUUCUCCACGAAUACGAAAAUCCAUACUCCCAAAUGCUUACUGACGUCACGAAGAGCGACCAAUUCAAGCAUUAUACGUUUGCUCUGUCGAUGAACGAGAUGAUUGAGCAAUCCAGGAACUUCGAAGCCCUUUUAACUUUUUCUGUUGCAUUUCACGACUUUGAGCAGUGGAACAAUGCCGAUUUGAAGCGCCAAGUAUCACUAAUGACUCCAAUGGCCCUCAACGCUGCUAAAGCCGCAAUGCAAUACGACCAAUCCAACCUCAGUUUGGCAUUUAAGAGAGCAUCUAAAAAUUUUGUCACCGUAGAGCUGAAAAGACAGCAGUUCUACACCAUAAUAAGCGGAGAAAUACAGACAGCAAUAGAAGCAAGGGCUUCAAAAUUCAAAGAUUUGGAAAAAAAGUGGACCGACCACUUACAGAACUGUUUGAAGAAUAUUGAGACCGGGGAUAUCGAUAGGAUGCCUAAUACGCGCAAAUACAACUUCUGGGUUUGCGUGGAAGAGCUCAGAUCUUUGCCUUGCAUUAUUCCACCGAGACAGUUCGGAUUAUUGGUCUCAACAAUUAAGAAACUCAAAAUGGUCGCAGGGAAUGAUCCGAGAAUCCCUCAAAAAGUUCUGAUUCUCUCGAAUUGUGUCAAAUUACCUGCAAUUUUCCUUGUUUCGGACAAAUUUAUAAUGAAGAACCCAAUAUACGAGACUCUCAAGGACGAUUCGAUCAUUUCCGCGUGGCAACAACUCGGAAAAUAUCUUAUUGAUUUCUUAUCUGGGACAGAAGCGUUCGAAGUCAUGACCAGCCUUGAAUCGGACAUGAACCAGAUACCAGAGUUCACUCAGCAUGUCUCAGAUUCAGAUUCUGGCUCUUCUUCGUCUUGGUGGUUCACUACCAAGUUUAAUGACUACAGAUUGUCAUCGUCUGAUAACAUCUAA
This is a messenger RNA of Trichomonas vaginalis G3, 2157 nucleotides long. RefSeq lists its product as uncharacterized. The coding region runs from base 1 to 2157 and encodes 718 amino acids. The transcript has a single exon. The record is from RefSeq and is a predicted model, not a curated record. NCBI's taxonomy places the organism in Eukaryota, Parabasalia, Trichomonadida, Trichomonadidae.